Styela clava is the source of this 2263-nucleotide messenger RNA. Its product is annotated as phosphatidylcholine transfer protein-like. The record is from RefSeq and is a predicted model, not a curated record. Gene Ontology annotation, molecular function: phosphatidylcholine intramembrane carrier activity; phosphatidylcholine binding. NCBI's taxonomy places the organism in Eukaryota, Metazoa, Chordata, Ascidiacea, Stolidobranchia, Styelidae.
GUUUAUAUUUUCACCGGCGCUACAUUCACAUUUUAAAGCAGGGUUCAAAAUGAGACAAUUAUUUCUGUAUUCUGACGGACUUUCCGACGUUGGAUUAGCCUUGCUUUAAAUCGGCGACGUCAAAAAUGGGAUUUUCUGAAGAUGAAUUUAUCAAGACAAUGAAGGAGUUAGAAAACCCGGAAUUUAGUGAUUACGAGUUUUUUGUAGAAAGUCAUGGCGUGAAAGUUUACAGGAAAUACUCGGAGGAAUCUGGUUUAUACCAAUAUAAAGUGAUUGGUGAGAUAAAUGUUGAUCCACAAAUAUGUGCAGAUGUUUACAUGGAUUUGAAAUACAGGAAAGUGUGGGACAGUUAUGCUGCUGAUCUCAGGUAUAUGUGUGAGGAAGAACCACAAAUUGUGUAUUGGCAAGUUGCUUACCCAUGGCCAAUGUCACACCGUGAUUAUCUCUAUGUGAGGCAAAAGAAGGUUUUAACGAAUGCCAAAGGCAACACUGUUUACGUAGUAUUAGGACAAUCAGCUAAGAAAGAAGAUCUUACAGAUUCAUCGAAUGUUAAAGAAAAAAGUGGUGUUAUAAGAGUUGAUGAUUUUGUUCAAGGAAUUUCUAUAACCAACAGUGAUAAUGGUGGAACAAGAGCUUUUAUGCACUACUAUGAUAAUCCAAAAGGAAGCAUUCCAACUUGGCUCAUAAACUGGGCAGCAAAGAGUGGUGUUCCAGAUUUUUUAAGCACAAUGGAAACUGCCUGCAAUGGGUAUAAAACUUAUUUAAAUGGAUUGUGAAUUUUUCCAUACAAUUUCAUGACUCUACUGAUGAUAUUGUGUAAAAAGAAUUAUCAUUCACACCUCUUAGUUGAAUCUUAUAAUCAAUGAAUUCUUGAGUACUUUUGUUGAAUUAUUUAUGGAGUACUAAAUUUCAUUAUAUUUUAUUAGUUACUGUUUCCUCUAUAUUUCAAUUUUGCUUUUCUGUUUUUAUAUAUUUGUCGUCUGUACAAAAUCUUUCCAAGUUUGAAACUAUGGGACAGUGGUUUCAAUCGGGGUUUCGCCAAUACAGUCCGGAAGUUUUACGAGCUUUCAUUCAAGUCCGAAAGUAUCAGUGAUUCUCACUCGCCUUUUUACCCUGAGAUUUGUUGAUGUUGUUAUUUUAAAAUACAUACAUGAGUUUUUUUUGCUAUUUUAUUUUGUGUUGAUUUUUAGGCGGCUCCUUACAACUUUGAGGUUUGAAAUUUGGCUAUGACACUAAAAAAGGUUGAGAACCACUGAUCUAUAUUAACAUAUGUAUCUUGUUAUAACCGAAUAAUAAUAAGACAGCUCAACUAUUUGGGGGUUCCUGAUCCUGUGAAAUGUCUCAUUGGGGUUCCGCUCCACCUAAAACAUUGGAAAACCGCUGCUCAAGGUAAUGUUAAUGUAUGAAAUAAAAAUAUACUUGCUCAGUGAUUAUCUUGUAGCAGACUUUUAGAUUGACUUUUUGCACUGUGUGUACCAGGUUAGGGCUAGGCCAUCAUUUUAUUCAGAUUUUCUUUAUUUUAGUCCUAUUACCAGUUCGGGGACUGUCUGGCUUGUUCUGAAUUUACUUUUAUUCCUGUUAUUACCUCCCAACUAUUGCUGUGUAAUUUUAUAUCUGAAUGAUCAAAUAUUCUAGAAAUAUAUAUGUUAGUUCAUCUAUUUUGUAAAAGAAUUCUUGCGUAUAUUCAUCACCUUACUAUUCACCAACUUGACGAUCUCCUUCAUUUGAUAAUUUUAUUGCUUCAAUAUUAAGUUUUUAUAACUUGCUUUUAAAAUUGAGUAUUUGAAUAAUGUACCAAGCGCGCUCAUAUUGCAAUGCUAAUUCAUUUUGCUAGAUUACCCUUACCUUUCAUGCACAAAACUUAAUAACACAUAAAAGAAAACUAAGCAGGUACAUUUGUAUAACACGAGUGAACUGUUAAUUUCAUUCCAAAUGAUUGUGGCGUGUCCAAAAUGCCAAAAAUUAUAUAGUAAAUUAGGGCAUCUUUUUCGUGGGUUACCGCUGCAAAACUUUUCCCAGGAGAGGUGUAGUAAUUUUAUUGAUGAGCAUUGUGUACUCGCAGUUUUCACUAUGCUAUGUACAUAAUUAACGUAUUGUUUCUCUGGGACCUCCUGAAGUAUGCGCACCAAGGUGGCACAUAACCUGAACUCUGAUUGUGUACCAGGUUAGGGUUCAAGUUAUGGGACAUCUCGGUGCGCAUACUUCAGGAGCACCUUUCUCUGUACUAUGCACUGUGCUUUCGUCUACAAGAUAAAGAUAGUCA